CGCAACAGAUUGAUUUGGCGGGAGGCAACGGUAGCACGCUGGUCUUUCCCGCCAGCGACUAUAAUAAAUACUCGAAACCCUCAUUUCGCCGGCGCCUCUCUCACUCUCUCUCUUUAUCUGAAUCUGUCUCUGUCUCUGUGCGACUGAGAUUUCUAUCUCUUUUCUACAAUGAGUUCCUCAGAGACCCAAGAAGGUUCAGAUCUGGCUCUGAAAUUCAAAUCGAAGAAACCCUUAACCCAAACGAAGCCCCAAUCGGUGGAGAAAGACCCGAUUUUGACCGCGCCGACGCCGGAGAAGACCCUGCAGCCGGCGCCGCCUCGAGCCCGGAACCGGAACUUCGCGCUAUCCAUCGGAGAAAUCAGGAGAGCCGCGGCGAAAAGCGUCGGCGAGAAGAAGGAGCAGAUCGGAUCUGCCAGACGGCAAAUCGCUUGGCCGGAGGAGAAUCCGAAGAAGGCCCGUGUGGGGGCCCCGAAAAAGCUACCGGAGAAGUUUGAAAUGUUGGGUGAGUUUUUCAAUUGCUUGGAUAGUUCGAUUCGGUUGUUGAGGUCUAAGGGAUUGAAGACGAGCUUCAGGAACAUCUGCCCGGCGGUUGAGGAUUUGACUGAUAGGAGGUUUACAUAUAGUCACUUGGCUCAGAUGAAGUUUAUUUUGCCUGAGGUGAUUGAGAUAAAGAAAGUGCUUGUGUUGGAUGAGCGAACCAGUUGUUUGAAACCGGAUCUUCAUGUUGCCUUGAAUGUUCAAGCAUUAGAGAACGAUGGCAAGUCGAAAUCUGAAGGUGGGGGGAUUGUGCAGUUGAAGAAGACACUGAAUUUGAGAAGGGUGUUCCGUGAUCGGCUUGUGCAGGUUUCCAGAUCCUAUCCUGAGGAUUAUGAAAUUCCGGAAGAAACUCUGCCCCAUCCAUUCAACUGUGGCAAGCAAGAUAUACAUAGGGUCAAGUUUUCCUCCUCAUCCUCUCCUGGGGAGGUGUCAACCGAUGUAGACACAGUUGAGCAACCAGCAGUUUUUAAGACCUGCCUUCAGGGUGAUGAAAUUCCAGAUGAAACACAUCAAACGCCAUCUAAUCAAUCAAUGGAGGAUUUGAAUUUUAACAUAAUCAGAACUCCCAGUGUUCCAUUGCCUAUUAAGACAUCAUUUGAAGCACCUAAAAAUCAGCAACCAGAAAUAGCAUCUCAUCUUUCGCUAUCUUUUCGAAGGCACUUUUCUCAGAAAGCUAAACACAGUGAGUCAGAGAACAUACAGGAUGAUCCACCGAAGGCAUCCCUCCGAGCUUCAAAUCUUUCAGUUUCAGAGUCAAAUCUCAAUACAGUUUGCUCCGUUAAGGAAGAUGAUAUUGCUGCUUCUUCACAUGGUCAAGUGCUCAAUACAGUUUGCUCUGUUAUGGAAGAUAGUAUUGCUGCUUCUUCCCAUCGUCAAGUGCUUGCAACCCCAACCAAAAAGAUAGACCCUUUAGAGGAUGAUGGUUUGCCUGGAAAUAAUACUGCCAUUCAGUCUGCUCCAGGAAAGCUUGCUUCAACUCCAGCAAAGCUUGUUUCCUCUCCAGCAAAGUUGAUGUCCAUCACACCUGCACCGCACCCACCAAAGCGAUGUUUUAUGAGCCCAGAGGAUAGCUCACUGAACAAGUUGGUCAGGCGUCCUCCACGCACCAGGUCGUUGAAAUUUGACACUCCUGUGAAGAGUAGAAAUGCUGAAGAUGAAGUUCUUGAUACGGAUGAGGCAUCAAUGGAUAAAGACAUUCUUGAUAUUCUUCCGAGGGAUCUUUUGCAAUCGCUUAGAGAUAAGGAGAGGAAGGCAACAGAGGAGAGAAAUCCAGCCAUCUCACAAGCUAAGAGGCGGCAGAAAAUGAUUGCCAACCUGCCGAAACUCUUUAACAUGAUUCAUUUCCUAGUUCAGUCAAUGAACCGUUCUUUUAUCACCAAACAGGAGCUUGUACACAAGAUAAUUUGGAACCAUUGUGACAUGAUUGACAGAAAGGAUGUUGAAGAGCAACUGAAUUUACUGCUAGAAUUGGUUCCAGACUGGAUUUCUGAAAAGAAACUUGGAGGAGAUUUGCUUUUCAACAUUAAUAAAAGAUCAUGUCCUGAGGCAAUACGUUCCCGUCUUGAAGAAGCAAACUGAGCUGGAGAAUGCUAGAUUUCUUUAGUUUACUGUAAGAAACUAAUAUAGGAUUGUGUAUGAUUUCCCUUCUUCAUUGAGCUCCUUGUAAUAUGUUUUGGUUAGUUAUUUCAUCAUGUAAAGUUAAGAGUAUGAUUUGUCGAAAAGUAUCUAAUUCCCUAUAUUCCAAUUCUGGUGUUUUUGUAAAUGAAAGCAAACAAAAGUUUCUCAGA
This is a messenger RNA of Rosa chinensis, 2324 nucleotides long. RefSeq names its product CDT1-like protein a, chloroplastic. Gene Ontology annotation, cellular component: nucleus. The record is from RefSeq and is a predicted model, not a curated record. Gene Ontology annotation, biological process: DNA replication checkpoint signaling; regulation of DNA-templated DNA replication initiation; DNA replication preinitiation complex assembly. NCBI's taxonomy places the organism in Eukaryota, Viridiplantae, Streptophyta, Magnoliopsida, Rosales, Rosaceae. Bases 169 to 2115 code for a protein of 648 amino acids. The transcript has 7 exons. Gene Ontology annotation, molecular function: DNA binding; DNA polymerase binding.